This is a messenger RNA of Chondrus crispus (carragheen), 624 nucleotides long. RefSeq lists its product as hypothetical. Bases 1 to 624 code for a protein of 207 amino acids. The transcript has a single exon. Lineage: Eukaryota; Rhodophyta; Florideophyceae; Gigartinales; Gigartinaceae. The record is from RefSeq and is a predicted model, not a curated record.
AUGAAAUUUCUAUACAUCGACGAGGAGUUAACAAUGGAGGACAGAAACGAAAGAAAAGGAAACAUGCUUAAAAUCGAGAAAAAUAUUCAGUAUUCAAUUGCACCAGUGGUGCCGCACGAGUUGGACCGGGACCGCGGGCGGGGCUUGGUACCGCAUCAGCCGACACACUUUUGGUCCGCCCCUCCCCUUCAACAUAUCAACGAUUUCCGCCUGUGCCCCGGCCGCAACACAGUUAUCUCUCCCGCCAUCAAACCCGGUUUGCUGUCUGUAACCCACUCCGCCGGCCUCUUCCAUCCCCCGACCCCCACUUCCCCGCCGCUCCCCCCUCUCCAUCCUCCGAGCCGCAAGACGCGGUCUUGCCUGCCUUCCAUCUUGCCCUCCCCUUUUGUUGCCUGCACACCCCCAAGACAACAACCACGCUUCUCUACUCGCCCUCCGAAUCUUCCAGCCCUGCUAUCCGCUUUUUCGACCUAUCCUUGCCCCUAUUCCCUGACCGUGUUCAGUAUUACCCUUACGCAUUCACCCUUAGUCUCCAUCAAGGACGGUCAGCUGUUUGCUCGAGCUUCGACAGGCUGCCAAGCUUUCAUUGAGACAAGCAGCGGUUCUGUCGUUAGCUUUCAUUGA